Culicoides brevitarsis is the source of this 1826-nucleotide messenger RNA. Its product is annotated as L-dopachrome tautomerase yellow-f2-like. The record is from RefSeq and is a predicted model, not a curated record. Lineage: Eukaryota; Metazoa; Arthropoda; Insecta; Diptera; Ceratopogonidae. Gene Ontology annotation, cellular component: extracellular region. The coding region runs from base 32 to 1708 and encodes 558 amino acids. The transcript is spliced from 2 exons.
AGUUGAGUUUUCUUUAUCGACCGAUAAAGAAAUGGCUUACUUUAAAGAAUUAGUUGGAAUUUUGGCUUUAAUAGCCGUCGUAGCUGCUGGGCAAUACGAAUACAGUCGUUAUGAGCCAUACUCAAAAGACUAUGGCAAGGGUAAAUCGCAUCACAAGGACGUAGAAUUACAUAAAUUGUGCAGUUGGAACGUGGUUGAAUUCGAAUCUUGCAAAUUGCGAAGUGAUGCAUGGCAUCCACUCAAAUUAGAUGCUGGUCGCAAUUACAUUCCCGAGAACAAUCUCCCAACCGCUUUCCAAUUCUCUAAUGAUCGUCGCGUUUUUGUCGCUUUAUCCAGAAAACGCACCGGAGUCUACGCUACCUUGGCUUAUUUCAAUCUUGACGACGUUCGUGAUGGUUGCUGUCCCCCAUUGAAAGCCUACCCAUCUGACGAAGCCAAUUCCUUGGAUGCCGAUUGCUGCAACGAAGGAAACUUGGUCAACGUUGAACGUUUCAACGUCGAUCGAUGCAACCGUUUGUGGGUUCUUGACAAAAAUGGUCUCGAAUUGAAUGACAAGAACUGGGUUUUGGGAUCACCUAAAUUGGUUGUCUUCGACUUGAAAACGAACAAAGUUUUGCGUGAAGUACCACUUCAUUCGGAUUUGUAUGAGAGCCAUCAAUUUGGCUUGGAUACCGUUGUCAUUAACGCUGAUCCCAAGGACUGCGAAAAUACACAUGCUUACGUUCUUGAUACAUAUGCCGGCGCUAUUGUCGUUUACUCCUACAAACAAAACAAAUUUUGGCGACACAAGUCACCCGAAUUCUCUAACGAUGCCAAAUAUACCAAAUUCACCCUCAAGACACGCAAAAACAAGGAAGUCACUUACUACAGAGAUGAAAAUGUAUUUGAUUGCGCUCGCGACUAUGUGAAUAACGAAGUUGUCUGUCACUCGGUUGGAUCUUUGGAUGAAUGGACCCUUCCUUUCGAAGAAUUGGAAAGCGAGGAAACCGCUCGUUGCUCACCCGACUCCUUGAACGUGCAAUUCUUGGGACGAAAAUGUGAAGAUGGCCAAACCGGAACACACGUCUUGAACACCGAUAACCAAGUUGUCUGGGGAGCUCAUGAAUUGCAAUAUGGUGCUGCUUGUUGGAAUCGCCAAAACCCAUUGAACCCAUCAGCUGUCUCUCUUGUUGUGUCAGAUUGCGAUCGUUUGCCAUACGUGGCUGACUUGACACUUACUAAAGUCGAUUUGGAACCUUUCUGUGGAUCUCGUAAACGUCAUGGUGACGAAACUUAUGUUGUGCUUCUCUCAAACAAUGAAGUUGGUAUCAAGACUCAUGGAUUUGAUCACAAAGAAGAGAACUUUGGAAUUUAUUUCUUCAGAGAAAGUGAUGCUCUUGAAUGCAAUCCACAAUGCUUGCCCAAGAAGGGAUAUUCUCACAAACAACCAAAAUACGAUCAUGAUGAUAAACAUUCAAGCCACAAGACCUCUAAGAAGCCACACCACCACGAUCACGACGACAAAUAUUCCAAAUACGAUCACGACGACAAAUAUUCCAAAUACGAUCAUGAUUACAAACAUUCCUAUGAACACUCGAAUAAACAUUUUGAACACUCACACCACAAGGACAGCAAACACUAUGAACCCAGCCAUAAAUCUCAUCAUGACUAUUCAAGACCCUAUUCUUAUCGUUACAAGAAAUCAAAGGAAUCAGUCGCUGAACAAUAAAAGAGACAGAUCUCUAGAAUGGCGUAAGGAUAUCGUCAACCGAUUACUUUUGUCCUGAAUUAAAUUAUAUUGUGAAUGAAAUUUCAAAUAAAAUAAAUAAAAUGUAGACAAAAGUAAA